Messenger RNA from Acinonyx jubatus (cheetah), 2358 nucleotides. It is a transcript of the gene ICA1L, whose product is annotated as islet cell autoantigen 1 like. NCBI's taxonomy places the organism in Eukaryota, Metazoa, Chordata, Mammalia, Carnivora, Felidae. Gene Ontology annotation, molecular function: protein domain specific binding. Gene Ontology annotation, cellular component: Golgi apparatus. The coding region runs from base 419 to 1900 and encodes 493 amino acids. The record is from RefSeq and is a predicted model, not a curated record. The transcript has 14 exons. Gene Ontology annotation, biological process: regulation of transport.
UAUUUUUCAUGUAAUAGAUGAUGUUAAUGCGCAGAGCAUGAAAGCUGUUAUAAGCUAUGGGUCACUGGGAAAUAGCUUAUUGGGAAGAUCACGUUUGUCCAUGGUUUUGGAUUUUCUUUAAGCAUUUAUGUAUUGAUUUAUUUAGUUUAGGCUUAGACAACGUACUGUAAGGCGAUAUUACAUCAUCUUAACAUCAGUAUUUAUGAAGUAGCCACAGGUGCCUCAUCUUUUAAUAGGAGUUAAUUACGCAUUUAUUGACCAAAUAAACAUCUGAUGGCCAGAUCUUCUGUGUUGUCCAACUGCUGUGUUGGACUGUAGCCCAAGUCCAGCGCCUUCUUGGUUCAAUUUCUUCAACUCCCAUUGAGUGACACAGAUUAGAAAACAGCCUCAGGGUCUAGCCAACUGUAUAUAGACUUCAAUGAAUCCUCCUUCCACUUCCAAAUGUCACUUCAUGGAUUCCUUUGGGCAACCCAGACCAGAAGAUAACCAGUCAGUAGUUAGCAGAAUGCAAAAGAAAUACUGGAAAACCAAACAGGUCUUUAUCAAAGCAACAGGAAAAAAGGAGGAUGAGCACGUGGUGGCAUCUGAUGCUGAACUGGAUGCUAAACUUGAGGUUUUUCACUCUAUUCAAGAGACAUGCACUGAACUUCUGAAGAUAGUUGAGAAAUAUCAACUAAGACUUAAUGUCAUAUCAGAGGAAGAAAAUGAACUAGGGCUCUUUUUAAAGUUUCAAGCAGAACGGGAUACAACACAAGCUGGUAAAAUGAUGGAUGCUACUGGCAAGGCACUCUGUUCUUCAGCCAAGCAAAGAUUGGCCCUAUACACUCCUCUUUCUCGUCUUAAGCAAGAAGUAGCAACAUUCAGUCAAAGGGCAGUAUCUGAUACCUUGAUGACAAUUAAUCGGAUGGAGCAAGCACGCACAGAAUACAGAGGAGCUCUGCUGUGGAUGAAAGACGUAUCCCAAGAACUGGACCCAGACACCCUAAAACAAAUGGAAAAGUUCCGAAAAGUACAGAUCCAAGUGAGAAAUAGCAAAGCUUCUUUUGACAAGUUAAAGAUGGAUGUUUGUCAGAAAGUGGAUUUACUUGGAGCUAGUCGCUGCAAUAUGUUAUCUCAUUCACUCACUACCUACCAGAGGACGCUGCUUGGAUUCUGGGAGAAAACAGCUCAAUUGAUGUCCCAGAUCCAUGGGGCCAGUACUGGCUUUCAUCUAUAUGAUUUUGUAGCUCUCAAGCAACUACAAGACACUCCAAGCAAGCUUACUGAAGACCACAAAGAAGAACAAAUAGACAACAGUUCUCUCACUGAAAACCUCAAUAAGUUAGUUUUGUCAGAUGAGGAAGUGAGCUUGGGAAGUAAACCAGCAGCCAAAGAUCACAAGGAAAAACAUUAUCAAAUAAGAGAAUUUGGAGCACCUCAGUUUUCUAACUCUGAAAAUGUUGCAAAAGAUUUACCUGUUGAUUCACUGGAAGAUGAUUUUGAGAAGGAAUUCUCAUUUCUGAACAACCUGCUAAGUCCUGGUUCUUCAAGUACUAGUGAAUUUACCCAAGAAUGCCAGACUGCCUUUGGGAGCCCCGGCACCAGCCUCACAUUCCAGGAGCCUUCUGUGGGGUCUGAGCCUCUUGCUCAUUCUUCACGAUUCCUUCCUUCACAGCUCUUUGAUCUUGGCCUUCAUGCUGUUGGAGCUUUCAACAGCUGGGCCUCUGAAGGGGGAUUAGAAGUUCCUCUUUCACACACUGAUAACCAGCCAGUGCCUUCACGGAGUCCAAAGAAAUUAACAAAGUCUCCCAGCAGUGGUAACCAAGACAUGUCAGCCUGGUUCAAUCUAUUUGCAGACUUGGAUCCACUUUCAAACCCAGAUGCUAUUGGACACUCAGAUGAUGAACUUCUUAAUGCUUGAUUGAAAUUAUGUCGUCACUUCAGUGGCCUUGAGACAUCAGUUUUACAACAUACUGCCUUUGUGGAAAGGAGUUUAUAUUGUAACACAUACACAAAAGCAUCGUGUUUGUGGAUAUAACACUUUUUAGCCAACUUUAAACAGUUGGUAAGGACUACAUCUGAAUAGAUUAAGUAUCUCUUUAAUAUCUUGGAUCUUCAGCUAUCUUGAUAAUAUGUUGAAAAUAUUACAAACUAUUGAGUGUGAAAUGGAUAUCAAAAUUUGUUUCAAGAUAACAGGAAGGAAUAAUUCUGUAAAUAAGGAGUUGGGCUUUUUUCUUUGGAAAGCCUUUUAUGUUCAAGUUGCCUUGCUGACUGUGAGACUUCUAUAUGUGGAUAAAGACAGCAUGUAAAUUGGGUUGUGAUUUGGGGUUGGUUUUUAAAUAAAACCGUAGCAGGGGGAGUUUUCUGUUGUGGAAAAUA